AUGUUUGCGGAUGACAUUAAGCUCUGGAGCGUCAUUCGAACUGCAGAUGACGAAGAGCAUUUGCAGGCGAACCUAAACCGACUCCAACAGUGGUCAAAGGCCUGGCUUCUGCCGUUCAACGAGAAAAAGUGCAAUAUUCUACGAGUCGGCAGAGCUCGCUCUCCGAACCAUAUGGCCUACUGCCUAAAUGAUAUACCACUGCAAGAAGUGGACUCGCAGAAGGACUUGGGAGUACGGAUUACGACCUCGCUCAAACCCUCGCUGCACUGCACGAAGAUAGCCAAGUCUGCAAUGUCAGUCCUCUACCUUGUCAAGCGGGCUUUCUCUGCCUUUGAUGAAGACUGCUUCGCUAAAGUCUUUCGAACUUUUGUGCGUCCGCAACUAGAAUUUACUAUCCAAGCUUGGAGACCCUGGACCGCGAAGGACCUCAGCAUCCUUGAAAGGGUUCAAAGGCGUGCAACGAAACUUGUGGCAGGACAGGGUUCACUACCAUAUGCAACGCGGUUAGCUAACCUUGAUCUUUUUCCCUUGAGUUACAGGCAGUUACGGGGUGACCUGAUACAAGCCUUCCGUAUCAUACGCGGUCAGGACUGCAGCCUCGUAUCGGGGGACUUCUUCGAGUUAGCAACCACCACAAAUCUACGAGGCCAUCCAUUCAAACUACGUGUGACAGGGGCCAGACUGGACACACGAAAGUUCUUCUUCUCCAACAGAGUGCUAGAAGCCUGGAAUGCCCUGCCUGUGGAUGUCGUUAGGUCUGCUUCCGUCGAGGUCUUUAAGAGGAAGCUGGAUUUGUGUAGCAGUGUCCACUAA
This is a messenger RNA of Spirometra erinaceieuropaei, 813 nucleotides long. NCBI's taxonomy places the organism in Eukaryota, Metazoa, Platyhelminthes, Cestoda, Diphyllobothriidea, Diphyllobothriidae. The record is from the annotation of a GenBank genome assembly.